CGGCGUGAGCAAGUUUCAUACAUGCGGUAGAGAAGCUUCCAUUCAAACGGAGACGUUUCUAGAACUUGAAACGCGUUUUCAUCGAUAGUAUUUUUCCUCUUUAGGCGUAGUCUUGCGUACAAUUUUUCAUUCGAAUAUUUAUAAUUUAUUCUAGAUACAGCUUUUGAAGACAUUUUUUAUAACCGCUUUAAUUAUUCAUUAUCCCGCGCGCGCUAUCGAAGCCAGCCGUUUUGUGCGCGCGCGCGCUAAUUAGCUUACCGGCUAAAAGGAAGUAUUUUCUACACGACUGACUGCUGUAACGAUUGAAUGUCCCCCUGCCUACCAGCUGUAACAUUUGCACAAUGGCUGGUUUCACCCUCUGCUUGACAGCCAAGCACCAACACAGCAGCAAAAGAUCUCGUUUAAUUACUGGAUAGCAAUAAAUCUCUUAUUUUACCUCUAGUUUACUUUAACUGAUUUCUGGUCAGCCCCAGAUUUUCACUAGUUUGCACUGCUGGACCUCAGUAAUCCUGUUAAUGCAGGUGGUCCUGUAGAAAUCUAUUUAUUUAUUUACCCGAUACCUCUUGAGUUUACUGGCUACUGUUUUUAAAAGUAGCCCCAUUAAAAGUAUUUGUAUUGCUUUCCCUUAAAAUUGUGAAGGUAUUCCUAUAUAGUCUACAAUCAUGGUUUCUCCAACUACAGCUGCAGUUAUACUGACUACUACUGUAGCAGCAAUGACCAACACUCCUCUGACGGAGUACCUUUGGCUGCUUAUUGUUGGCUUCAUCAUUGCAUUUGUCUUGGCCUUUUCUGUGGGUGCCAACGAUGUUGCAAACUCAUUUGGCACAGCUGUUGGCUCUGGGGUCGUGACCUUGCGACAGGCCUGCAUUCUGGCUACAGUGUUUGAGACUCUGGGUUCUGUGCUGCUUGGGGCAAAAGUGAGCGAAACCAUACGUAAGGGCAUCAUCGACGUGCGCAUGUACAAUGGGUCUGAGCACACGCUGAUGGCUGGAUCUGUCAGUGCCAUGGUUGGUUCUGCUGUAUGGCAGCUGGCUGCCUCUUUUCUUAAGCUCCCCAUAUCUGGAACACACUGCAUCGUUGGUGCUACUAUUGGUUUCUCAUUGGUUGCCAAAGGUCAGCAAGGAGUGAAGUGGCUGGAGCUCGUUCGUAUAGUUGGUUCCUGGUUCCUGAGUCCCGUUUUGUCUGGAAUAAUGUCGGGCAUUGUUUUCUACUUAAUACGCAUGUUCAUUCUACAAAAGAAAGACCCUGUACCUAACGGCCUGAAGGCUCUGCCUGUUUUCUACGCUGUGACCAUGGCAAUCAACCUUUUCUCCAUAUUGUACACUGGUGCUCCGGUGCUGGGAUUUGACUAUAUCCCUCCGUGGGGCAUCCUGCUCAUCUCAUUGGCCUGUGGUCUGGUGACUGCCCUUGUGGUCUGGUUCAUUGUCUGCCCUCACCUCAAGAAGAAGAUUGCACGCGAUAUCAAGUCUUCCAGUCCUUCUGAGAGCCCCCUGAUGGAAAAGAAGGAGCUCAAAGAGGCUCACUGUCCUAUCCUGAAACAGACUACCAAGGAGACGUCUUCUCCUGCUGCGCCGGUUGUCAGUCAGAACUCCUCUGAAUCCCAGCCUGUCCCAGAGGAACGGAGGGUGGCGUUUGAUAUUGGGGAGCCCGAAGAGGCAGAAUUGAAUAAGGAACGCAAGGUUGCUUUUAACAUUGGCGAUUCGGACGACACGGAGGACUGCCAUACAAAUGCACAACCGAAUCCAACAAAUGACCAAGUCCAGCUCAACAACCUACAAAGCAAUGGCUCUACAAAUGCUCCCAGUCAGGCUCACUUGAAUAACCAAAGUCAGUUCAACAGGCCAGCACAGAGUCCCAGUAACGGUUACUGCCAGUACCAUACGGUCCACAAAGAUUCUGGCCUCUAUAAAGACCUGCUGCACAAACUCCACCUGGCCAAGGUUGGCGACUGCAUGGGAGAACCGGGUGAUCGACCCAUGCGGAGGAAUAACAGCUACACCUCAUACACUAUGGCCAUCAUCGGCUUGCACAGUGAUUUCAGGCACAAAGAGACAGAUAUCCGUGGAGGUGAAGAUGGAGAAAAGGGGCCAGUGUCAGGCGGACAGGAAAAGAAGCGCGUGCGUAUGGACAGCUACACCAGCUACUGCAAUGCUGUAGCGGAGAACAUGACACCUGAAGAGCUUGUUGAAAGUGAUGUGACACUAGAAAUAGGAAACGAGGAUGCAAACAGCAGCCGAAGCUCUGUUGAAGACCGGCAUGAAGAAGACAAGCCUGAAGUUUCUACUCUGUUUCAGUUCCUCCAAAUUCUCACUGCUUGCUUUGGAUCAUUCGCCCAUGGUGGAAAUGAUGUGAGCAAUGCCAUUGGCCCUUUGGUAGCUUUGUAUUUGGUUUACCAAACGAGCAGCGUGACCUCUAACGCAGCUACACCCAUUUGGAUUCUGCUUUACGGCGGUGUGGGCAUCUGCAUCGGGUUGUGGGUGUGGGGUCGCAGGGUGAUCCAGACUAUGGGAAAAGAUCUCACCCCCAUUACCCCUUCAAGUGGUUUCAGCAUUGAACUGGCCUCCGCCCUGACUGUCGUGGUUGCUUCUAACAUUGGUCUGCCUGUCUCCACCACCCAUUGCAAGGUGGGGUCUGUGGUUGCAGUAGGAUGGCUGCGUUCAAAGAAGGCGGUGGACUGGCGUCUGUUCAGAAACAUAUUUAUGGCAUGGUUUGUGACCGUGCCCAUCUCUGGCCUUAUCAGCGCUGCCAUCAUGGCAAUCUUCAUCUAUGGCAUCCUUCCUGCUGAUCCUCCAUAUUAACACUGAAAGGAAGUGUUUGAAAAGGACUCAUGUGCCUGUGGUUCAUAUUAAACUUUGCUUUUGCCGUUUGUUCCUUUUGGAUCCCAUGACCUCCAAUCGGGGGAAUCCUAUUUCAUAUCUUCUGUAAAUUCUUAUCAGCAUCAACUGAUCUUUUUUUUUUAAUUUUAUUUUUACAUUUCAUUCAUGUAAAUACUUUUUUUGACAGUAUUUGAAAUGCAGUAAAGAUUAUCAUAUGUAAUCUCAGACAUAACACAUGCUGAAAGUAAUGUAGAUGCAAAAGCAGUACCUUGGGUGAAGAACACCAUAUGUUGCUGUACCUCUUUUCUACUGAGAAUAUUUUUUUUUUUAGAUUAUGCGUCUGGCUUUAAAUGCCCAAACCUGGCACUGCAUUUGUUCUAAAGAAACAAAAAAAUCCGUUGGUUAAAAUGGUUUAUUCUCCAGAUCUCAUCAAGAGUGCAGCAGUUUACAGUGCAAAAUGUAAUUGUGUAUGGAUGAACACUUGCAGAUUAAUACAGAAAAUGCUGUAAUAGAUUCAUUGUUUGCUCUAAACAAAAGGAAGAAAAAACUAUGCCAAGUGCAAAAGCAGCCUGAAAUUGUCCACCUCAGCUUAAGAUGUAACAGAAUGUCCACCAGCAGAAAUAUUGUACUCCCAAAAAAGACCUUAAGUCUCCUGUUUAAACUUGACUCAAUCAUCCUUCAAUGGUUAAUGCUUCAAGCCUGCUUUAGCCUUGUAUUUCCUAACUCGCUUUGUAAAUGCUACUUUCAGUAUGUGUUUGUGAUGUUUGCACCUUCAGACAUUUCAGUUACCUUAACUUUACACUUGUUUUAAAUAAGGCAGAAAAUACCUUUAAAACUGGAACUGAUUUGUUAGGUGUUGGCCUGUUUUCAGAAUCCAGGCAACUUAUACUGUUGCAUGUGGUCAAUUGACUAAAUGCAUUCAGACCUGUAGAUGCUUUAGUUGCCUUACUUUGUUUUGGUUUUGUUUUUUUAGGUACCAAAGAUUAUUUUUUAUUAAAUGCACAUCAUCCUCUGCUCCACAUUUGUGGAUGAGAAAAACAAAUAAAAAUUGUAAAAGAGAA
Molecule: messenger RNA, 3877 nt
Organism: Cyprinodon variegatus (sheepshead minnow)
Lineage: Eukaryota; Metazoa; Chordata; Actinopteri; Cyprinodontiformes; Cyprinodontidae
Gene: slc20a1b
Product: sodium-dependent phosphate transporter 1-B-like
Exons: 11
Coding region: 663-2798 (711 amino acids)
Biological process (GO): phosphate ion transmembrane transport
Cellular component (GO): membrane
Molecular function (GO): phosphate transmembrane transporter activity
Source: RefSeq, a predicted model, not a curated record